This is a messenger RNA of Moneuplotes crassus, 729 nucleotides long. The record is from the annotation of a GenBank genome assembly. Lineage: Eukaryota; Ciliophora; Spirotrichea; Euplotida; Euplotidae.
CAUUUUGAUAUAAUAAAAUGAAAGAGUUUAAGACAAAAGGAACAUUGCUCACACCAAGAAGAGCAUUCAUCGGAUUUACUAUAAUGACUAUGAUUGGUUUUGUCCAGUUCAUUCUGACCUUCAUUGACACUAUCCAUCUGCUUGGCUUUAUCUUUGGAACUUUAACUAUGUUUGGAGCUCUCUCUGGGAUAUUUAUAUGCUUGUUCUGUUAUAGAAACAAAAUAUUCAAAUACCUCCCCAUGAUUUUCUACAUCCUUGUGAUUUUCUCAAUUGUAUCUUUUAUUUUCACAAUUACAAAAUUUGUACUCAUCGCUAAGAGGCCACGAACCAGGGAGUCCAUCAGCGGUGAAUACAAAGGCCCUCACUCUUUUGACACUCUGAGAUAUAUGUACGAUACAUUUUCAGUGAGAAACAACUUUGACCUCGACUAUUUGACUCAUGAUUCGUUCUCUAAACCACAUGAUCAAACAAUAAUGAGUGAAAUGAGAGAUUGUGUUAAGAAAGGCCAUCAGAUGAAACUUAUGAAAACCUUUAAAGCUGGCAACUCUACUGUUGCAUAUUGGAUCACAAACACAGAUUGGUCUGGCUUUGUAGCACAUGAUAUCGAGUUCAAUGUCAUCACUGGAGAAAUCAUCACCAAAGAUAGAUUCUCAGGAAACCGGAUCAGACAAGACUAUGCUGAACAUUUCAAGAGUUGUUUUGGAUAAUCAAUCCCAAGGGAUAUCCGAG